This is a messenger RNA of Lycium barbarum (goji berry), 774 nucleotides long. Its product is annotated as protein PELPK1-like. The coding region runs from base 1 to 774 and encodes 257 amino acids. The transcript has a single exon. The record is from RefSeq and is a predicted model, not a curated record. Lineage: Eukaryota; Viridiplantae; Streptophyta; Magnoliopsida; Solanales; Solanaceae.
AUGGCUCAGUAUUACAACCUAACCUUCGUCUUCCUGCUCACAUUUCUCUGCUUUAUGCAUGAGCACAUAAUAACCACUGCAAAUGCGCGUCACCUUUUAGAGAUGUUUCUCACUGAAAUUCCUAAACGAGAAUUCCCGAAAGUUCCAACCUUGCAAAAGCCCGAGUUUCCAAGUGUGUCAAAGCCCGAGCUUCCAUCUUGGAAAACGCUUGCGGUCCCAGCUGUGCCAAAGCCCAAACUUCCAUCUUGGCCAAAGCCUGAGGUUCCAGUUGCACCAAAGCCCGAGCUUCCAUCGUGGCCAAAGCCUGAGGUCCCAGCUGUGAAGCCCGAGCUUCCAUCUUGGCCAAAGCCUCAGGUCCCAGCUGCGCCGAAGCUCGAGCUUCCAUCUUGGCCAAAGCCUCAGGUCCUAACUGCACCGAAGCCCGAGUUUCCAUCUUGGCCAAAGCCUGAUAUUCCAGUUGUGUCGAAGCCCGAGCUUCCAUCUUGGAAAAAUCCUGAGGUCCCAGCUGCACCAAAGCCGGAGUUUUCGUCUUGGCCAAAGCCUGAGGUCCUAGCAACGCCGAAGCCCGAGUUUCCAUCUUGGCCAAAUCCUAAGGUCCCAGCUGCGCCAAAGCCCGAGUUUCCAUCUUGGCCAAAGCCAGAGGUCCCAGCUGCACCAAAACCAGAAUUUCCAUCUUGGCCAAAGCCUCAGGUCCCAGUUGCACCGAAGCCCGAGUUUCCAUCAUGGCCAAAGCCUAAAGUCCCAGCUGCGCCGAAGCCCCAGCUUCCAUCUUAG